This is a messenger RNA of Paramisgurnus dabryanus, 1081 nucleotides long. It is a transcript of the gene ngdn, whose product is annotated as neuroguidin, EIF4E binding protein. Gene Ontology annotation, cellular component: small-subunit processome; nucleolus. Lineage: Eukaryota; Metazoa; Chordata; Actinopteri; Cypriniformes; Cobitidae. The record is from RefSeq and is a predicted model, not a curated record. Gene Ontology annotation, biological process: maturation of SSU-rRNA from tricistronic rRNA transcript (SSU-rRNA, 5.8S rRNA, LSU-rRNA).
GAUUUGUCCCUACGUGCCAUCCGUAUGAAAUUGGCGAUUUCAAGAUGGCGGCCACCACAGUUGGAAACGACAUUAUCGAAGAUGACCUUCCCAGUGCAGUUCAUCUACUAAACAAUCUCACAGAACAGGUGGCAUCUGUAACAGGUCACGUCCGAGAUGUGAUGAUGAAAGUCCGAGAGAAGGCAUUUCAGACAUUUAAGGGUUUGUCUUGUUUGGACUUGAGAUAUCAUCUGUUACUGUUUUAUCUGCAAGAUGUGACACAUUUAAUCAGUUUAAAAACAGAGGGAGAAAGUAUAAAGGACAACAGCGCCAUCCACAGGCUGGUCACCAUUAGAACAGUACUGGAGAAAAUGCGUCCCCUGGAUCAAAAGCUGAAAUAUCAGAUUGAUAAAUUAAUGCGGACAGCGGUGACAGGCAGCCUCUCUGAGAAUGAUCCUUUACACUUCCGUCCUAAUCCUCAAAAUAUGGCCAGCAAGCUCAGUGAAUCUGAGGAAUCAGAUGAUGAGGAUGAAGCAGGAAAAACAAAGGAUUCUGGGACCAAAGAGCCUCUAGCCGGCAGGAAAUAUGUUCCUCCUCGGAUUGCUCCUAUGCAUUAUGAUGGGGAUGUAACCGAAGCAGACAGGCAAAAGGAUCUGAUUGAUAAACAGAAGAAAGCAGCACUCCGCAGUUCCGUGAUCCAGGAGCUCCGGCAGCAAUACAGUGAUGCUCCUGAAGAGAUCAGAGACCGCAGAGACUUCCAGACAGACCGGGAGACACGAGAGGAGCAACACAGGAAAAACUAUGAGGAGACCAUGAUGGUCCGUCUGAAUAUGACACGCGAGGAGCGGCACAGGAAGAGAGGGCUGAUGGGAAUGUCAUCCCAGCUGAAUAAUAUUGCACGAUUUGGUGACAUCACGGCUCUGACAGGUGGAGAAGCACAGGAUGUUGAUAAUCCCAGACCUAAGAAAAAGAAGAAAAUGACUAAGAAAAUUAAAAAGAAAGCUUUCAAGAAGCGCAAGUAGAACACCUGAUACCAAGAAUGAAAAAUCUUAAAUAAAGAACAUGUGUAACUUUUCCAUAAUUCAAAUACAUUUGAAAUGAA